Acaulospora colombiana is the source of this 345-nucleotide messenger RNA. Lineage: Eukaryota; Fungi; Glomeromycota; Glomeromycetes; Diversisporales; Acaulosporaceae. The record is from the annotation of a GenBank genome assembly.
AUGAGACUAAAUGGGCCACUAACCGUUGACACGCCCAGUAAGCUCGAGGCGAUAGCAUCCAACUAUACAAGAGUAUUAAGAGCUCGUCACGUUGUGACAAACGGCGCAGAAACGCCCAACUAUGGAUCGUUCGGCAAAUCUUGGAUGAUAUGGGCACCGCUCGUCUCGAUAUCCACGGUUUUUCUGGCUUCAACUGCCUCUGCCGAGUACAGGGCCAAUCUACGUCAUGCGGUAGACACCUCAGGAGAUGAUGGCAAGGUUCAUCAAAAGGAGACUAUCGAGGAGGUCGAAGGGUCGUGGACCCAACCUUUGGCGUCCUUGUUCGGUCUGGAUGCCCCUACAGAG